Molecule: messenger RNA, 1443 nt
Organism: Dissoconium aciculare CBS 342.82
Lineage: Eukaryota; Fungi; Ascomycota; Dothideomycetes; Mycosphaerellales; Dissoconiaceae
Product: retrograde regulation protein 2
Exons: 4
Coding region: 1-1443 (480 amino acids)
Biological process (GO): transmembrane transport
Cellular component (GO): membrane
Molecular function (GO): transmembrane transporter activity
Source: RefSeq, a predicted model, not a curated record
AUGGAAGUGCCGGCCUACAUUCGAUCUCUCACGCCCGAGGAGCGAAUCCGGGCAGAAAAGGCCCUCGUCCGCAAGAUCGAUAUCCGAUUACUUCCAGCUAUAAUCAUCAUGUAUAUCAUGAACUACCUCGAUCGGAACAACAUCGCAACCGCCCGCCUGGCUGGCCAUCCUGGACUACAGGCCGACCUGAAGAUGUCCGACUCGCAGUACGAAACGGCCGUGUCGAUCCUCUUCGUCGGCUACAUCCUCAUGCAGGUUCCCUCCAACUUAUUCCUGAACAAGAUCGGAAAACCGGCCAUCUACCUGCCCUCCGUCAUGGUGGCGUGGGGCAUCGUUUCGACCUGCACGGCCGCCGCGCAGGAUUUCGGUGGCCUGGUCGCGAUCAGAUUUAUUUUGGGUUUCGUGGAGGCUCCAUAUUUCGGCGGCUGUCUGUUCUACCUCUCUUGUUGGUACAGUCGGAAGGAGCUUGCGUUUCGAUCCGCUGUGCUCUAUUCGGGAAGUUUGAUGUCAGGGGCUUUUGCUGGGUUGAUCGCUGCUGGGAUCACGAGUGGCAUGGACGGCAAACUUGGACUUCCUGCCUGGAGAUGGCUAUUCAUCAUCGAAGGAGCCAUGACGGUUGUCAUAGCCGCGGCGGCAUUCUUUGUGUUGCCCAAUUUCCCACGCACUACCAAAUGGCUUACGGACGAAGAGCGCGAAUUGGCAGUUUGGCGUCUACAAGAAGAUGUCGGCGUCGACGAUUGGGUUGACAGCAAAUCGCAAUCAUUCUGGGGCGGCUUCAGCCUCGCUGUCAAGGAUCUCAAAGUAUGGAUCCUCAUGCUCAUGCUGCUGGGCAUUGUCUCGGCCGGCUCUGUCACCAACUUCUUCCCGUCGGUCGUCAAAACGCUCGAUUACGACAACAUCACCACAUUGCUCCUCACGGCACCGCCUUACAUUCUCGCCGUCAUCACCGUCUUCUGCAACGCCGUUCAUGCUGACAAGACUGGCGAACGGACGUUCCAUGUCAUAUUACCGUUGAUUGUAGCGAUCGCGGCGUUCAUCCUCGCUGCUGCAACAACAUCCACAGCGCCGCGAUAUGUCGCAAUGUUGCUUAUGGUCCCGGGAAUCUACACUUCCUACGUGAUCGUUCUGGCUUGGAUUUCAAACACCAUCGCCCGACCUCCAGCGAAACGCGCAGUAGCACUGGCAUUGAUCAAUGCCAUUUCCAAUGCUUCAUCGAUCUACGCGUCGUACAUGUAUGGUGGCGCGCCGCGGUACAUUCUUGCAUUUUCGGUCAACUGCGGGACUUUGCUGCUGUCCAUCGCCAUGGCCGUGCUUUUGAGAAUUGUGUUGAGCAGGGCAAAUAAGAAGCUCGACCGUGGCGAGGAGGUCACCGGUGCUACCGGUGGACCCAAUGCUGAGAUUGAGGGCGAGGCCAUGAAGAAGGGGUUCAGAUAUUUGAUAUGA